GUUGACGGUACUCUCCAGUGUCGGGUCAAGGUUCAUAAGAGCUGCAGUGCGUGUUUCGCUCGUGCCGGGUUUUUAAUUUCUUUAUUUUGGAAUAGGUGGUCAUUUCAUUUUAUUUCCCUGCGAACGAUGGCCUCAGAUUCAGGCUACGGUCACCCUGGCUCUCAGCAGAGCUAUGGCGGAUAUGGUGGAUCCCAGGGUUAUCAAGGUGGACAGCAGGGAUAUGGACAGGGUAAUGGAAGCGGAAGUUACAGCGAACAGAGCUAUGGUGGUUAUGGGCAGUCUGGUGGAGACAGUUAUGGUCAGUCAUCGCAGGGAUAUUCCUCUGGUGGUUAUGGCCAACAGCAGCAGGGCUCUGACAGUUAUGGACAACAGGGUUCUGAAUCCUCGUCUGGGUAUGGGGAUAAAUCCUAUGGCCAGCAGCGCUCUUACGGACAGCAGUCAAGUGGUGGUGGUGGUGGAGGAGGGUAUGGGCAAUCCAGUGGCUCAUAUGGAGGCUCUCAAGGUGGCUACGGGAGACGCAAUGAUGGGGACAGCCGCAGAUUUGGAGAUGAUGAAGGCUCUGACCGGUCUGAGGGUUACAGGGGUCGGGGGCGUGGAGGUUAUGACCGCGGAGGCUAUGACAGAGGUGGCCGCGGAGGCCCACCCUCCGGUAUGGGGACCCAAAGACUACGGCCAGAAGGAUGACGAUGGCGAUCAGGAUAACUCGGACAAUAAUACCAUCUUUGUCCAGGGUCUUGGGGAGGAUGUCAAUGCUCAGGAAGUGGGUGACUAUUUCAAGCAAAUCGGGAUCAUAAAGGUCAACAAGAAGACUGGCAAGCCUAUGAUCAAUCUGUACUCUGAUAAAGCCACGGGACGCCUGAAGGGUGAAGCCACGGUCUCAUUUGAUGACCCGCCCUCGGCCAAAGCAGCCAUUGAUUGGUUUGAUGGAAAAGAGUUUAAUGGUAGACCCAUCAAGGUGUCGUUUGCUACCAGAAGGGCUGAGUUCACUCAGAGAGGAGGUGGAAGCGGUGGCCGAGGGGGUCGUGGUGGUUUUCGAGGCCGAGGUGGUGGUGGUGGUGGUGGCGGCGGCGGCGGCUUUGGUGGUGGUCCGUCAUUUGAUGUCCGGGGUGGAGACUGGCCUUGUCCUAACAGUUCUUGUGGCAACAUGAACUUCGCCAGGCGAUAUGAAUGCAACCGGUGUGGUACACCGAAGCCAGAAGGGGACAGUUUCGGUGGUGGUGGCGGCGGCAGUGAUCGCGGCAGCCGCGGUGGCUAUGGAGGAGAUCACGGGGACCGCGGCGGCGGCUUCAGAGGUGGGAGAGGAGGUGGAUUUAGAGGAGGAGAUCGUGGAGGCGGAGGAUACAAAAUGGGUGGAAGGGGAGACCACAGAGAUGAUAGACGUGGCCGGCCAUACUGAAGACCUGUUUAGAUGCCAUUCCAGACCUUUAUUGCGGGGUGGGGGUACGGGGGGUUUGGGGAGAGGUUCGUGUCUGCAUACCUUUGUUGCAUGAGUGUCCUGCAUAUACUGUCUGAGCGGAGCCGUUUUUCCCAUACAUGUUCAAUCUACUGUGAGGAUGAUGAUCUGAGCUGCAGCAUUGAAAACCUUCAGUCCUGUAAGGAGUUUCCAAAACCCGGCGACAGAUCCGCUUUAAAGGAUGUUUUGCUCUAGUAUGAUGGGGAAAUUGGGCCAGAUGUUAUUUUUGUUACUUUUUAAUUUCCUAACUGUUCAAUCCGGCGUUUAGUGUGUGUGUGUGAUGGAUUUGUGAAAUGCUUAUGAUUUUGUAAAAAUCAAUCAACACAAACUGUUUUACUGGUUUCUUUUGUUUGUUUUUUUCCCCUUUUGCAAAAAAUAUUAAACACCCUUUUGAUCUUAA
This is a messenger RNA of Danio rerio (zebrafish), 1853 nucleotides long. The record is from RefSeq and is a predicted model, not a curated record. Lineage: Eukaryota; Metazoa; Chordata; Actinopteri; Cypriniformes; Danionidae.